Messenger RNA from Lepisosteus oculatus (spotted gar), 4450 nucleotides. It is a transcript of the gene atg13, whose product is annotated as ATG13 autophagy related 13 homolog (S. cerevisiae). The record is from RefSeq and is a predicted model, not a curated record. Lineage: Eukaryota; Metazoa; Chordata; Actinopteri; Semionotiformes; Lepisosteidae. Gene Ontology annotation, biological process: piecemeal microautophagy of the nucleus; protein localization to phagophore assembly site; autophagosome assembly. Gene Ontology annotation, cellular component: Atg1/ULK1 kinase complex; cytosol; phagophore assembly site.
CUUACCCUGACCCGAUGAAAACAAACAGAGAAAUGGAACAGUUGGCAGAUUUUGUUUUGCUGGUUUCUUUAAGUUUUUUAGAAUGGUUUUGAAAUACCGGACUUUUUCGACGGAUUGAAAUAAAAACUGUUUGACUAAUAUUUAAAAAUUACGAAACCGUCAAUUAGAGUCGAAGAAUCCCGUAAUCUUAUACUGUGAUGAGCUUUGCCUUCCAUAAUGGACAGCGAUUUGAGCCCACAGGAUAAAAAGGACUUGGACAAAUUCAUCAAAUUUUUUGCCUUAAAGACGGUGCAGGUGAUUGUUCAAGCCCGACUUGGGGAGAAGAUCUGCACCCGCUCCUCAUCCUCGCCUACUGGCUCUGACUGGUUCAAUCUAGCAAUAAAAGACAUCCCAGAAGUUACCCAUGAGGCUAAAAGAGCUCUGGGUGGUCAGCUUCCAGGAAUUGGGAGGUCCAUGUGUGUGGAAAUCUCCCUUAAAACCUCAGAGGGAGAUUCAAUGGAACUGGAAACAUGGUGUUUGGAAAUGAAUGAGAAGUGUGAUAAAGAUAUUAAAGUGUCAUACACUGUUUACAACAGACUGUCUCUACUGCUUAAAUCAUUGCUGGCUAUAACGAGGGUGACACCCGCCUACAAGCUAUCAAGGAAACAAGGCCAUGACUAUGUCAUUCUGUACAGGAUAUAUUUUGGUGAAGUGCAACUUGCAGGGCUUGGAGAAGGGUUUCAGACUGUACGUGUAGGGAUAGUCGGGACUCCAGUCGGUACCGUCACUCUGUCCUGUGCUUAUAGAACUAAUCUGGCUUUUAUGUCAACCAGGCAGUUUGAGAGGACUGCUCCUAUAAUGGGGAUCAUCAUAGAUCAUUUUGUUGACCGCCCCUUCCCCAAUAUGGGACCUAUGCACCCUUGCAACUACAGGACGACAGGUGAAGAUGAUGGGGUGAUGUAUCCCGGAGUUGAGGAUUCCCAGGAGGUCUGCACAACAUCCUUCUCCACCUCUCCCCCCUCCCAGUGUGUGUCCACCCUAAGUAAGACACACUCUCAGGCACUCAAACCCACAGUGAUGGACACUCUGAAGGUCCCCAUGCUGGGGUUGGCUUUCUCACACCAACUGUACAGCUCUCGUCUUUCCUAUCAGCCUCCCGCGCUCGGAACAGCUGAUCUUUGCUAUCCUGCUGUCUUUAACGCUGCCCAUCCCCACCAGAUGGCGAUACCAGGGAAGGAGGGAGGGGUGCCCCAGGCCCUGGUGCAGCCUUGUCACGGGGCACAGGCGGAGCAUGGCAGAGCGUCCACCUGCCCCCCAGCAGACACUGCUCAGCAAGUCCCGGCCACCCCCUCCAGCAGUGGGGAGGAGACGGAUCCCUUAUCCAGAAGCAGCGAGGCGAAGGGCACCUCCCCACCGGAUUUUGUGGAGACCACCUUUACAAGGAAAGUGGGGGCCUUUGUGAACAAACCUGCCACCCAGGUGACUACAGCUACUUUGGAUCUGCCUUUUGCUGCGUUUGCUCCAAGGACUUUUGACCCGGAAGAAAAUGACCUUAUGGUGAACCCCCCUGAAUCUCCGCUGCCAGCAUCGCCUCUGCAGACCAGCCUGCACUCCCACGACUCCAGUGGGAGCAGCGGACCGACGCAGGAUGACUUCGUCAUGGUAGAUUUUAAGCCUGCCUUUUCCAAGGAUGAUAUCCUUCCUAUGGACCUGGGUACGUUUUACAGAGAGUUCCAGAAUCCCCCUCAGCUCAGCAGCCUCUCCAUUGACAUCAGUGCACAGUCUAUGGCAGAAGACUUGGACUCUCUGCCCGAGAAGCUGGCCAUGUACGAGAAGAACAUUGACGAAUUUGAUGCUUUUGUAGAGACCCUGCAGUAAGAUCAGAUAAGAUCAGAUCAUAUUAGACACUCCUGUCAUGUUUUUUCACUUCAUGCCAAAAAGAUGAUCUGCAGACCUACUGGAGCAGAAGCUUGUCCGAGUUUGAUUACCGUGAUUUUUGGGACAAAUUGGGAGUGGGGGCAGCUUUUUUUCUUCUGUUUAUUUUUUAAACAUCCCCAGCGCAACCAGCAAUGGUUGACAAUUAAUUACUGAUCUUUGGUGUAUAAUGUCACCUAUGUCUUAUCAGAGUCAGCAAAAAUUUUAUCCAUUAUGUGUCCCUUUUGCUAGAGCUGUAAAGAGUUAACACACUUCUUUUAAAACUAGCAAUUCAGCUGUGGGCAUGGCUCAAAUUCGUACUCUUUUUGAAAGGUAGAAUUUGUAAGUAUUUAUUCCAAAUGUAAAUACUGAAGCUCUUCUCUAAACAGUUUUAUUUAGCAGUUGAAGAGACCUUCAUAGUUUUCAUGGAGGUGGUCACAGUUUUCUUUUAUUUUUCAUAUGCAACAAUGAAACGUUACCUGAACAUGUACUGGAGUGAAACAGCAGACAAACAAGGCAGUCCUUGAAUGUAGAAAGCUGUGGAAGAGAGACUGGACAUUGUCACUUUAAAUGUUAAUAAUUUGUGAGAAAGAGGUAUGUUUUGUGUGCGACUGAGGUUCAUGUUCAUUGCAAAGGGCUAAAGAGAAACGUUCUUGCUGUUUCUAUAGUGGUUUGGUUUGCAAAAACAGGAAAUCUGACCUUUUAAAUUGAAUCGCUCCCAUCUCUAGCCCAAAGACACAUGCCAGGGGUCUCAGUCACAGUAGAUCACGAAGAUGUAGAAAAUGCACUACAUUGCUUAUGAAUCAUCAUGUUAGAAAAUAAUAUGAUGUUACAGUUUUGUGCUUUAUUGCAAGGACUGGUGUGCUUUUUAGCCUUAGAACAUUUUGCACUUUUCCUCAUUGAAGUCUCAUUGAAAUGCUGUUUCCUUUCCUACCCCAGGCCUUGUUAAUAUAGCAUGAUUAUGUUGUAUAAUAAACCUGACAAACUAUUUUAAAAAUGCCUCACCCAUCCUAUACAGUAUAUAGAAUGUAUAUAUAUAUAAUAGAAAGUCAGUCUGUUGGAUAACUAUCUUGAUUUUUUCUGUGUUUUGAAUUUUUGUAAAGGAAAGUCAACCUUAAGAAAUAUCUAAUGCAGGUAUGGGCUUGAAGAGGAUGCCUAGAAGCAGAAGUGAUUUUAUUAGCCAAAAGUAGGUUUCCUAACAGUAUUUGGCCACUACAACAAAUCAAAAACUGAACAUCAAUCAUAUGUGCAGUGUUGUGCUUUGUUGUAAAAGUGCAAGCACCAAUCAAAAAAUCACUUGUUGGUACAUUUGUCCAACAAACACAUUCAAGCUUGUGAAGUCAAAUAUGUUCAAGAACAGGGCAGUCUGAAUCCAUGUCAUCAGUAACGUGGUUACCAAGAGAUAUUCUGUGUGAUCCAUGCAAAAAUGAAAAUCUCCUUGCUUUGGUUUUGUUGUGUAUUUACGUAAAUCAGAUUGCAGUUGCAGUCUUUUAUUUAUAUUGUCACACAGUUAAUUUCAUUUUGUGCAUGUAAUAACUCUGGAUUAAUUCUAUGGGAAUAUUUUUUAAUUAGAAAUAAAGUAUUUUUUACUGCUUAAGAAUUGCAGAUGUUAAUUGAAAACAGACCUUGCUACACUGCAAAAUAGGAUAUGUGACUUUAAAUUGGCAAACAUUUUACCAACAUGCUUCACAAUGUGGACAUUUGGUAGUGUUGUAUUAAGAUUGGCCUAACAGACAGUGAAGUAUUACUAAAAAAUAAUGGUGAAGAGCAAUUUUAAAAUCUGGAGCAUUUUCAGUGGCUAAACAAAGGUUGGCUUUCCUAGUUUAUUUGUGAGAGUGUGUUUCUGUAUCACUGUAAAUGAAAAGCACCUUUCAGUACAAGAAAAAUAAGGACAGAGACUUUAAAGGUACUUCAUAAAUCAGUCGUCUAUGGACACAUAGAAUGCUGUCCGCUACUUAUUUGAUAACGCAUGUGGUAGAGUUCCAUUAUACAUUUGCUAUAAUUAGUGACAAUGAAGACCACUAAUGCCAGCUAGCACAGCAAGGACUUGAGGUGGCUUAUUAAGUGGCUCUUGGAUCUAAUGAAACUUCAGUUUAUAAUGUUCAUUAACCAGUGUCCAUCUGGUAGUCUAUUCUAAGUGGAUGUCUUUUUGUACUAUAGCACCGUGUGAAAGUGAGGCACAUUCAAGUCCCUAAAGCUAUGAAAUCACUUAAAUGUUCAUAAAAACCCUAGAAUUGCAAAAGCUUAUUGGGAAAUAUCGGGUAUAAAGCAGUGUGUGAAAGUCAUCUGGGAGGCUAUUAAACAAAGCCUGCCUCUUCCACUCAACAUGACGAUCUGCAUUCUGUGAACGGGUUUCUAGAGGAGUGUUUUUCUUUGUACACUUUGGUUAAAAGUGAGCCAUGGUUUUGAAUGUUUUUGAUUUGUGUCAAAAAGCCAGCAUUUGAGUCUGUAAAGCACUAGUAAGUGUGGCUGCCAUCUAACAUAAUUAUUUCUCAAUUGUUCAUUAUUCCACCCAUCACAAUCCCUUUGUGUAAAUAAAAAAAACAUUUUAAGUGAA